AUGACCACCACGAUCAGGAAAAACAUGACUGUCCAGGGGCUCGGGCUUUCGUUUCUUCUUCCGCUUAUCGACAAUAUCAUGAACGCCUCCCUUCCUAACGUCACUAUGAUGGACUCCAUGCAGCACCGGCGGCCGAUGCAGUCCAGGGAAGUUCUUCACGACGGAAGGCUUCCCCGCAUCAGCAUGCCCAGAGUCGCGACCCCGAGGGGCACCAUCCGAGCGACCAUCUCCAGCAAAAAGGGCACCAGCAGGCACCUCGCCAUGAAAACCUGGACCACCACGUACCUCUCGGCAGCCCUCAACUCGGCCAGGAAGCACUUAACCGAGGAGAUCCGCACAAUCAGGUCGGCCUAG
Messenger RNA from Prorocentrum cordatum, 354 nucleotides. Lineage: Eukaryota; Dinophyceae; Prorocentrales; Prorocentraceae. The record is from the annotation of a GenBank genome assembly.